AUGAGAUUCUUCAUCAUCCUUCUUUUGGCUCUUUUGGCUGUCACUGCUCUUGGUAAGCUGAGAAUUUUAAAGUUAAAAAUAUUUUGUGAAACAAAAGACAAAAUUGACCUUUUUAAACUUUAAAGGUCAUUUAAAGUUGUAAUAAUGCUAUAUUAUCUAAUUUAGGAGCUGCCCACCACGGUAAGAAGCCAGUUCACAAGAAGCCAGCCCACCACCCUCCAGCCCACAAAGCUCCAGCUCACAAAGCUCCAGCUCACAAAGCUCCAACCAAAGCCGGUACUAAAGCUCCAUCUGGGACUGGUGCCACUUCAGCUGCCAAGACUACUGGUGCUACCGCGGCCGCUACUACCGCCAAGGCUUCUUAA
Molecule: messenger RNA, 365 nt
Organism: Bursaphelenchus okinawaensis
Lineage: Eukaryota; Metazoa; Nematoda; Chromadorea; Rhabditida; Aphelenchoididae
Source: the annotation of a GenBank genome assembly